CAUUUCCGAUACUUUCUUUCUCUUCUCUCCCUUUAUUCUCACACCAAUGCAGCUACUUUCCAAGUCCACAACAACUGCCCCUUCACUGUUUGGGCAGCUGCUUCUCCCGGCGGAGGACGACAACUCGAUUCCAAUCAGGAUUGGACAUUCGACGUGAAUCCCGGCACUGCUGGAGCUCGCAUUUGGGCUCGAACCAACUGCAACUUCGACGGUUCUGGUCGUGGCAGUUGCGAAACCGGAGACUGUGGAGGCCUCCUCCAAUGUCAAGGUUACGGUGCUCCGCCGAACACCCUGGCCGAAUACGCGUUAAACCAAUUCAACAACAUGGACUUCUUCGAUAUCUCUCUUGUGGAUGGGUUCAACGUUCCAAUGGAUUUUAGUCCGACUUCUGGUGGGUGCAGGGGCAUCCGGUGCGGCGUAGACAUCAAGGGACAAUGCCCCAACGAGCUGAGGGCUCCUGGAGGCUGCAACAAUCCUUGCACCGUGUUCAAAACGGACGAAUUCUGCUGCAACUCCGGCAACUGUGGGCCGACCCCUUUGUCUAGGUUCUUCAAGGAUCGUUGCCCCGAUGCGUAUAGCUACCCCAAGGACGAUCCAACCAGCACCUUUACUUGCCCCGGUGGAACUAACUAUAAGGUUGUGUUUUGCCCUUAAAAAAAUAUAUUUAUAAUAAUCACAAAACUAUAGUCUAAAUAAUUAAG
Messenger RNA from Cucurbita moschata (crookneck pumpkin), 701 nucleotides. Its product is annotated as protein P21-like. Gene Ontology annotation, biological process: defense response. The record is from RefSeq and is a predicted model, not a curated record. The annotation marks the transcript as partial. Lineage: Eukaryota; Viridiplantae; Streptophyta; Magnoliopsida; Cucurbitales; Cucurbitaceae. The transcript has a single exon. Gene Ontology annotation, cellular component: extracellular region.